Messenger RNA from Aegilops tauschii subsp. strangulata, 1470 nucleotides. RefSeq lists its product as uncharacterized. Gene Ontology annotation, cellular component: nucleus. NCBI's taxonomy places the organism in Eukaryota, Viridiplantae, Streptophyta, Magnoliopsida, Poales, Poaceae. The record is from RefSeq and is a predicted model, not a curated record.
CCCCGUUCCGUUCCGUUCCCGCACAGGCCAGACCUGGCUGAUUGACUUUUCGGUCCCGGCCGAGCUCACACACCCCCACACACGCUCCGCACCCCGUCUGCCUCACAUGUGGAACCGCCCCCACCCCCCCUCUCACACUCCCGUCCCGGCGCCCUCUCCCCCCUCCUCCGCGUCCUCCCCCGCGCCGUCGCCGGGCCGCCGCUGCCGUCCGAGCACGACCGGAUCCGGGUCGCGGCCCUUCCGCGGAUGGACGCGACCUCGCCGUCGGGGCGCCCCACCACGCCUCGGCGGCAGCUGCAGCUGCAGGGCCCGCGCCCGCCGCGGCUCAGCGUGCGCCCCGAGUCGCACGCCAUCAAGAAGCCCUCCGGGGCGCCGCCGCAGGCCCAGGGGCAGGGCCAUGCCCGGCGGGAGGAGAAGCAGCAAGGCCAGCCGCCGCGGGAGCCGGUGAUCAUCUACGACGCGUCGCCCAAGAUCAUCCACACCAAGCCCAGCGAGUUCAUGGCGCUCGUGCAGCGCCUCACCGGCCCCGGCUCUGGCGCGCUCCCCUCCGAGGCCCAGACCCAGGACUACCAGAUGGACGAGGCCGUGCCGGGGCAGUCCUUCCUGCCGCCGGAGCUUCUCCUCUCGCCGUCCGCCGCGAUGUCCCCGGCAGCGAGGCUGGCUACCAUCGAGAGGUCCGUCCGGCCGAUGCCCGCGCCGACGCCGGAUUACGUGGACUUCAAUAACUACAGAUUCGACGACGGCGGCCUCGCGGCGGUUCUCGGCGCGGGACGGCCUGGGCCCGGCAUCCUGUCCCCUUUGCCGUCGUCCCUGCCGCCGGCCGCGGCGUCCGUGCUGUUCUCGCCGCUGCCGUUCGACCCGAACGGCCUCAGCUGGCUGAACGAGCUGAGCCCCAUCCUCCGAGCGGCGUCCACCGGCGCCGCCUCCUCAGGCAGCGGCAGUGGCGGCGGCGGGACUAGCAACGGCGGCGCUUACAGGCAACCACAAUCCUACUACUCCGACCCCUUCGUCCCGAGCCCCCGCAACCUCCUUGCCACGCCCACCGUGCCGUCGCCAAGAACCUUCGCGGAGCUCAUGAGCAACCUGCCGGAUCUCUAGGCCGCCGCCUCCGUCAAAGACGGCACCAGCGGCCGAAAUUUCUCCUUUUCUUUUUCUUUUUUUGCUUCUCCAAUUUUGGGGGGUUAGGCACAGCCCGGUGUGGUGGGCCCCCGUAGUGAUGACAGGUUAAUUAGUGAAAAAUUAUCCUUUGGGUUUUAUUAAUUCUUGUUGGCAACCACUUGCCCACUAGGCAGCGAGGAAAGGGGGAGGACGGGAUGGAGAAAGCAAUGCUUAAAGUCAGCAGUGGUAGAAGGUUACUAGAAGCCGGCCGACCGCCCCCCUUGCUUAGAUUUUUCUUUGGAUUUACAUCUCUUGUGUAAGCUGAGGAAAUGAUUGUUUGAUAAUGCACCAUGACUUUAUUCUUUUACCCUA